This is a messenger RNA of Exophiala viscosa, 1009 nucleotides long. RefSeq lists its product as uncharacterized. The coding region runs from base 127 to 531 and encodes 134 amino acids. The transcript is spliced from 2 exons. NCBI's taxonomy places the organism in Eukaryota, Fungi, Ascomycota, Eurotiomycetes, Chaetothyriales, Herpotrichiellaceae. The record is from RefSeq and is a predicted model, not a curated record. Gene Ontology annotation, molecular function: protein-macromolecule adaptor activity. Gene Ontology annotation, cellular component: endoplasmic reticulum; membrane.
UCCUAAUCGUUUUAGUUCUCAGGAACUCCUAGUCUUCGGAAGAGCGCAUCACUUUGACAGGAAGUAAACGUGAUUUUCGUGAUUGAUGUCACGGUUAAUGGUGCAUCCGGGACCAACUACAGCACAAUGGAAGCCAGCAUAUUCCCUCAGUCUUCAGGGUAUCUACCAUAUUACCUCCUCCUGAUGAGCGUGCUCGCGCUGAUACAUAGCGUUGUUUGCUACAUGUCUCCUUUGAGCUCCAUGCGCCAGUUCUCAGGUCCUCGAGCUACUCCGCCGUCUCCGGUGCUGGCUCACGUCUACGGUAUGCACAACGUCUAUACGGGAGCCAUUCGAUUGCUGGCAGUCUACAACAUUAACAAUCGCGAAUUGUACUUGCUUGCAUGCCUGUCAUUCGCGGGUAACUUGUUCUUGAACGGAUCUGAAUUGUUGAUCUGGAGAACGUCCAGGCUGUACGAGGCCAGGUUCCCUCUUGUCACCGCUUCUUUGGGGUUUCUCUGGAUGGCCACCCAAAGCACGCAAUACCUGGCUUGAUAUCAGUAUGAGGUCAGCAGGGUCCUCCUGAGGUGGUCCUUACCACUUUGCCUGCUAGCGGGUUUAAGUGCCUUUGCUGCGUCAUUUAGCCAUGUGGAAAGGUCUGUUACAGCGGCUCGUGCCGCAACUGACAUACGGGUACGGAUCACAAGUCAUUCCAGAGCCUUAUGGCGAUGAUUCGCUUAGGACACGUUUUCUGCCCCUCUACUCGGUCCCAGAGAACGUCCUGGUCUGCAGGAUACGCCUUCCUGCACGAGGAGCAAGCUAUUGCCGCAGGUGGUUAUUUACGGACACCAUAGCGGCACGAAUGAAGUAAUCCUUUUGAGGAUUGUAUGACCCUCGCAUUAGUUGAGGCACCAUGAGAGCGCUCAAUAGACGGUGAGGGCCCGUCUAGACACGAGUUUUGGCACGGUGCAGUUACUCAUUGACAUUCUUCCAUCUCGACAUCCCAAUUAUCAAGACUAAUGACUCUUAACCU